AUGGCUGUGGCCACUGCUCCUUCUGCCGCCUCAGAAAUACGUCCUGUUAUAAUAUCGACAGGUAAAUAUGGCGCUUGUAGGGGGGUUGGCGCUGGUGGUGUGGUCGUUAUGUGCGCUGAUGCCGAACUAAGGUUGUUUAUGGGUAAAAACCCAGCACGUUUCUUUUGCGGUGCAACAGGAGGCGGAAAGGGGCCCCUUGGCCUCCAAUCCCAGGCGGGUAACAGACAGACAGGCGGGCAUACAGACACAGAGCGCCAUGCCGGCAGCAACAAGAAGAAACCAGCACCCGCAGAACUAGCAGCACGGGGAGCAGCGAGGGGGAACAGCAACAGCAGCAACAGCAGCAACAGCAGCAGCAACAGCAGCAGCAGCAACAGCAGCAGCAGCAUCAGCAGCAAGCGUGACAUCGAUGCCCUCUUUGCACCCCUCAAGGCGGCACAGCAGCAGCGGCAACAGCAGCAGAAGGUUGAGCGGGAGCGGCAACGGCAGCGGAUGCUUUGGCAGCAGCAGAAGAAGAAGAAACACAAGAAGGGGGAGCAGCAAAAGCAGCAGCAACCCCCACCGGGAGUUGCUGCUGCUGGACUUCGGAAGAGAACCACUGACGGUUUGCCUAUAUACUCGCUUGAGGAGCUCAAAAUUGCAGUAGCUUUUGCUGCGGCAGCACAUCUGAGUACGCAAAACAGCUCUAUUAGGGGAGGCAAAGCUCAUUGA
Molecule: messenger RNA, 711 nt
Organism: Cyclospora cayetanensis
Lineage: Eukaryota; Apicomplexa; Conoidasida; Eucoccidiorida; Eimeriidae
Exons: 5
Coding region: 1-711 (236 amino acids)
Source: RefSeq, a predicted model, not a curated record